Molecule: messenger RNA, 1236 nt
Organism: Mycena indigotica
Lineage: Eukaryota; Fungi; Basidiomycota; Agaricomycetes; Agaricales; Mycenaceae
Exons: 2
Coding region: 1-1236 (411 amino acids)
Source: RefSeq, a predicted model, not a curated record
AUGCCCCGUAAAGCAGGAGCAAAAAGAGUGCUGAAUUUGGGUGCUCACGGCCAGAAACAGGACAAGAGGCGUAAAUUAGAUGUGCCAAGCGACGAAGAGCACGAAACCAACGACCUGAACACCCUGCUCAGUCCUGUUGACCAUCACCACCCCACAUCUGACUCAGAUUUUGACUCGGAUGACGAGUUGCCACUCGAAAUCGAGGAGGAAGACGAUGUUCCCCACCCCACCAACUCGGACACCCUCCUCACCUGGCUGCAGCUUUGUGACAAGCUGCUGCCAGUCAGCGGCCGUAUGGUUUCUGCACUAGAACCAACCGGCCAGCCCAUUCCCAGCCAAACAUCAUGUCCAGCCAUCCAUGUCAGCGCUGCUCCACGUCGCAGGGUUCAGUAUUACAGCACAAAGAUCGGAAAGGAGCCUUCAAAGCGGUGUCAGCAGGAGAAGAGGAAGGCCGAGAAAGAGCGCACUGAGCGGGAGGCAGCUGAGAAUAAGAGAAUGGGUGUCCGGAACGGCACUCUCUUCGAGGCAUUCGGGAGAGCACAGGCGCGAGUUGACGAACACAACAGGGCAAAAAUUAUUGUGGUGGACGAUGCCGGCUCGGAGUCAAGCGACGGGGACAUCGAGAUGGUGCCUGCCGAGGAAGACCUCGGUCUCAAAUCCAGCGCCGACGAGAAUGGCCUUGAAGCAUCAUUUGGAACGCAGAUGAACGAGAGGCUCGAGUUCGAGGGACCCAGGGUUUGGGGAGGGACACCGUUGCCGGCCCAGGAGUUGCGGGAAAUGACACCGGUGGCGCCACUGCUGUCAGAGAUGGCUGUGAAGUCGCUUGGGAAGAGGGCAUGGGUGGAGGAUGUUGAAGAGAGUGGGGAAGGAACUGAAGAUGAUGAUGAAGACCCGCUGGCUGGCACCGAAAUCACGACGGAACCGCUGGAGAUGUCAGCGGAGGAGCGCGCGGAGGAGGGACUCGACGAGGACGAACCUUGGGACCAAGCUCACCCACCACCAGCAAUCUCAUCCGAACCAACCCUACCACCAAACCUGCCAUGUCCCUCCGUUCCUCCCGAGCACCAAAUCCGCAACAAUCAGGUUGACGCUCGUCGCAUUCCUUCCCGGGUGCCCUCCAACGAGUCUGUGGUCAAAGCCAUCGCCAAUAUUCACGACAAACUGCGUCCCGCGUCGCAAGGGUGGACACGGACGCAUUCGAGCCAAGCUAGACUUGGUGUUGCAAGCGCGUCUUGA